This is a messenger RNA of Psylliodes chrysocephalus, 1760 nucleotides long. NCBI's taxonomy places the organism in Eukaryota, Metazoa, Arthropoda, Insecta, Coleoptera, Chrysomelidae. The record is from the annotation of a GenBank genome assembly.
CGGUACACGGGGAGAGUUCUAUGGCUUUUCCCCGGUUACUACCGCCCCAGAGCAAAAUGCCACCUUGUGGAGACAGCCGAACUCGGCUAUAAAUUUAAAUGUUCAUGAUUUUCAUAACUUUCAAAUUAAUGACACUACCCGACGGUUUGCUAAAUCCCCGCCGUCUGGGCCCGAACCUACCCUCAGACUACACAAUUCAAGACUCAAAUCACUAUCUACCCCCAUUGAGCCUACAUACGGCAAAUGUAGGUCAGGGGAAAGUUUCCCUGGUAAAGUGCUUCACAGUGUUGGUGAUUUCGAGAAGUUCCCUACGCUCUCCGAAUUGUCCACCAGUACGGCCAUAUCUCUCUCACGACCCCUUCUUAACGAAAGAGCGGGGUCAGGGCAAAACGACCUUCGCCCGAGCGAUACCCGACGACGCUGUCCCUAUGAAAAAGUUUCCUCCCUAUAUGGAUACUUAUUUUCGAGAAAACUUUAAAGGAAUUUGGGUCAAGAACUGCCGCAAAUAAUUAUUAAUAAUAGCAACUAUCUGGAGAAAUUAUCUAGUUCAGUUUGUAAUUUUCAAUCACUGUCGUGAAUAACAUGUUCUUCGAACUCUAUUGGCAGUAUUUUGUUGCUGGAUUAGUUUUGUACGUCGUUGGUAGAGGUGGAUAUGCAUUAUUCGUGAAAAAUCAGAAGAAAAAUCGACAAGGAUAUGAAAAGAAAAACGAAGAUAAUGAAUCUCCUUAUAAAAUGACGUUAUCGUCUUCAUCUUCAUCAUCCAACUCUGACGAGGAAGACGAAGAUCAAGACCUCUUACCAGCACUACCAAAAGAUUUGCAGCACAUUCCUUUAAAUUUUGAAAAGUUACCUGCCGAAGAAUCUUUGAAGAGAUCCGAAGAAUAUUAUGAGUUGAUGAAUAAAAGAAGAACAGUGCGUCAUUUUAGUAGCGACACGUUUCCAAUUGAGAUUAUACAUAAUAUUAUUAAAACAGCAGGUACAGCACCAAGUGGAGCUCAUACAGAACCUUGGACCUAUGUGGUAGUCAGUUGUCCGGAAACCAAGCAAAAAAUCAGAGAUAUAGUCGAAAACGAGGAAGAAAUCAAUUACAAAAAACGUAUGGGAAAAAUUUGGACCACAGAUUUAAAACCGCUGAAAACGAACUGGUUAAAAGAGUACCUUACCGAAGCACCAUAUUUGAUUUGCAUAUUUAAACAAUUGUACAGUGUAAAAGAAGAUGGAAAAAAGAAAAUGCACUAUUAUAAUGAGCAAAGCGUUAGUUUGGCUACGGGUAUUUUACUAGCUGCAAUACAAUAUGCUGGUCUAGUGUCUUUAACUUCAACCCCGCUAAAUUGUGGACCAGCUCUUCGAGUUCUUCUAGACAGACCUCAAUCCGAAAAAUUAACACUACUUAUUCCUGUUGGAUAUCCAAUUGAAGAUUGUCUCGUUCCAGAUUUAAAAAGAAAACCUUUAGAAGAGAUUUUGGUGCAAUUUAACUAAUAUUUAUAUAAUGUUGUAUUUAGAAUUUACAAUUCUACAACAAGGGUCUAGUUUAAAUUACUUACUACUAGUUUAAAUGUAUUCUAUACAUAGAAUAUAGACUCUUGUUAUAGAAUUGUUAAUUCUAAAAACAAAGUAAUAUUUAGAACAUUUCUUGUGUGUCGCGCAUACAAAAUAGCACAAUGUGUGUAAAUUUGAAACACCUUGUAUAAUAUAUAGGUGCCUAUAACAAAUAAAGCGAAAAAUAGUAUGUAAAUAAAACAGAUAAAAAUAAAACAGUG